AUGACUACGCACCUUUCGCUUGUGCCCCGUAGCAACCGUGUUCUCCGUGAGAAGAAACUGGCUACGUUGCUGCAGGCGGCUACCAGCCUCUGUGCGGUUGACCGCGCUGUGGCUUCGGUGUCGGCAAUAUCCCAGGCGAUCGAGCAGUCCUCCUUUCAAAUUACGAAGCGGUCGCCAUCCAGUUGCGCACCAUGGUGGAACGACGCAUGCACAAGGGAUUAUCGGCGGCGCAAAGCCGCUUGGAAGCAGUUGCUAUCCAACACCUGCUACGCUAACUGGAAGAAGUACCAGAUCGUUAAAGCCUCAUUGAAACGAACGAUUUCUGCUGCAAAACAAGCAUUUCAUAACGGUCACAACUCCUUUCUGUCGCACCCGAGGCACCGGAAAGCCCUCCAUCGCCAUAUCGCGUUUAUUCGCAGCCAACGCUCCUGCUCUCCCAGCGAUCUUGCUGUUUUGUCUGACGCGGAUGCGCAUCAGCGGCUUGAAGACGUGGCCAUAGGUUUAGCCGCACGAUUUCACAACACAGUACCUCUCCCUCCUACCCCGCCUUCACCUGGGUCGUCGCACCCUGACUUCGUCGCGGUUACAUCGGCUGAGUUGGACUGCAUAGUGCGCGCACUUCCCGCAACGGCUCCUGGUCCUGACGGUGUAUCAGCUGGCGUGAUUAAGUCCUUGUGGUCUUCCCACCCACGUGCCCUGCUCGACAUUAUUAAUACCUCGUUAGAGACCUCGUGGAUCCCUUCUGCAUGGAAGGCGGCCAGAGUUGUCCUGCUUAAAAAGGUGGCCUCGAAGGGUUUGGCUCUCGACAACAUACGGCCUAUAGCACUGACGUCUGUCCUGUGCAAAACUGUAGAGCGGGUCAUACAUCGCAGACUAUCCGACUUUGUGGACUCAGCAGGCGUCUACAACUGCAGUCAAAUAGGUUUCCGGUCGCGGUGCUCCGUCUGGAUGGCCCAUCUCAAUCUUGAGAGUCAACUUCGCCGUGCCCAAGAGAUGGGUGAGUUCUCAGCCCUUGUCACAUUGGACAUAGCCCAGGCAUACGACAGCGUUGAGCAUUGUGUACUGCUGCAAAAGUUGGCGUCUGUUGGUACCCCGAUGUAUAUCUUCUCAUGGGUCAGGAACUUUCUCUUUGGGAGGUCAUUUCAGUGCUCAGACCGGCACCUUGUCUCAUCGUCCCAGGCCCUGCACAGGGGCGUGCCUCAGGGGGCUGUUCUGUCCCCAUUGCUCUUUAACAUCCUCAUGAGCUCCCUCCCUCUGGACCCGGGCAUCUUGACUAUCACCUACGCCGAUGAUGUCGCCUUUUUUGCCUCGGCACACUCCUUGCACACGCUCUACACUAAGCUCCAGGGACAUGUUGAUCGCAUACUCGCGUGGACUCGUGAAGUCCACCUCUCUCUCAAAAUCCCAAAGUGUGCGGUGCUCCUGAUCCCUCCUCCUGGCUAUCGCGGCGCGACGCCCCACAUUGAGCUGAUGAUCGGCAACCAGAGCAUCGACCAGUCUCCCACACUGAAGUACUUGGGUGUAUGGUACGACGACCGUUUGACCUGGGGAUACCACGUUGAUUACAUCAGUAAGAGGGCCUCUGUUGCCUUAGGCUGUCUUCAACGGUGCGCUAGCGUCCGUGUGGGUAUGCGUCGGAAUGCGUUGCUCUAUGUGUACAAAUGUUACGUUCGCCCUAUACUGGAGUAUGGAUGUGUCAUCUUCUCUCAUCUUCCCGACUACCGGCUGAGGAAAUUGUUUAUCUUAGAGAGGAAGGCGAUACGCUUAUGCUUGGGCCUUCCUAGGUUCACUGCCAACGAUGCUCUGUAUCUUGAGUCCCAUGUCCUGCCGCUGAAGGAUCGCUUCCGCCUGCUAACCGUGAACACUCUGCUCUCAUUGUUGCAGAAUCCCCUUGCUUUAGAGCAUAAUGACUCUCUUAAAUAUAUGCGAUCCUGGAUGUGUAGACGAUGGCGGAAAUCAAACAUCCCUCAACUCCUCUUUGCUCAGCUUCUGCUGACCCCGUUGGACGUCUCGCUUGUAGACAUUGCCCCACCUAUGCCCCCGCCAGUGCCAAUUUCCGUCCAGGUUCUCGAUAUAUUUCGUCCCGGCGCGAAGCACACCUCCUUGAAUCAUCUCCAGACUGUGUUGAAUUGCCAUUUUUCUCGGUUCUCCGAUCACCUCAUCAUCGCAACUGAUGCAUCUGUCUCGGACGAGCGGGCCGGUGUGGGUAUUGUCAUCCCGCAACUUGACGCCCGUUUCCCUAUCCGCUUGCCCGACUUUACACCUGUUUACGAGAGCGAGUUCCUGGCAAUGGUCCUCGCCCUACUCAAAGUGCCCCCGCUUUUCUGUAAGGCACUUCUCAUAUCCGACUCCUUAUCUGUGGUAUCGGCCUUGGACUGUCGCGAUAGCUCGUUGUUCCCAGUCCUGGCCUCACUCGCCCCCUCUCACAUAUCACACCUAAUUGUAACCUGGGUUCCAGGCCAUUGUGGGCUCCCGCUCAACGAGGCCGCUGACACCCUGGCGAAGAUGGCCCUGUCCGGCCCCGUGCUUCCUAUCCUCCCGCCGGUUGCUGCCGUUGUCCGUGCCCGUUACAAACGCUAUCUGUCCCUUGCUCGGCCUCCUCCCCGCCUCGGCUAUGAACACCUCUCUUUCGCUUGGAACCCGCGCUAUUGCCACUCUCGACGUGCAGAAGUCUGUCUGACGCGUCUCCGGUGUCUUGCCCUCCCGCUUAACUUUUACCUCCAUCGCAGUGGGGUGCAACCUUCCCCAGGGUGUCCUGCAUGCGGUCACGACGAAACCCUCCAACAUUUUGUUCUCGACUGUAGUACCUACCGCCGCCUUCGCCUACAGUCCCUCACCCUUCCACUGCUAAGGUUCAGCGUGCCCCUCUCAUUAUGCGCAUUACUCUCGUUCGGUGCGUCCCAUACCGGAAAAUGGAAUCCUGUCAUCGCAGAUAAUCUCAUUUCAUUCGUUGCCGGCUCCAACCGGUUCUAG
Ornithodoros turicata is the source of this 2973-nucleotide messenger RNA. RefSeq lists its product as uncharacterized. Gene Ontology annotation, molecular function: RNA-DNA hybrid ribonuclease activity; nucleic acid binding. The record is from RefSeq and is a predicted model, not a curated record. The transcript has a single exon. Lineage: Eukaryota; Metazoa; Arthropoda; Arachnida; Ixodida; Argasidae. Bases 1 to 2973 code for a protein of 990 amino acids.